Molecule: messenger RNA, 1243 nt
Organism: Anopheles arabiensis
Lineage: Eukaryota; Metazoa; Arthropoda; Insecta; Diptera; Culicidae
Gene: Urm1
Product: ubiquitin-related modifier 1 homolog
Exons: 4
Coding region: 50-379 (109 amino acids)
Biological process (GO): protein urmylation; tRNA thio-modification
Cellular component (GO): cytoplasm; nucleus
Molecular function (GO): protein tag activity
Source: RefSeq, a predicted model, not a curated record
UUUAUCGCAUUUUCCAAUCGCAAAUUACAUCAUUGGUGCCAGCAGCAGAAUGGACGAUUCCAUUGACGAGGAGGUGAUCUCGGGCGGCUCAACGAUCACCGUCGAGUUCAGUGGUGGAGCGGAAACUCUUUUCGGUGGUGUGAAGGAACACAUCGUACCGUUGGAUGGAUCGAAAAUAGUAUUGCUUGAGGAAAUGCUCCGAUGGCUAAGGGAUCAUCUGCUCACGGGUGAUGCUGGUCUGUUCCUGCAGGAAAAUACCGUCCGGCCCGGCAUUCUGGUCAUGAUCAACGAUACCGACUGGGAUCUGAUGGGCGAAACGGAGUACAUCCUGCAGCCUGGCGAUCAUAUCCUCUUCAUUUCCACCCUCCAUGGCGGAUAAGCACCAUGGUCGGGAAACGAUACCUGUGAUAUACACUACUUCUACUACUACUACUACCACUACUACUGCUAACACUGCAGUAUCAAGUGCUGCUGCUUCUAACUACAACUACUUCAGCUGCUCCCGGUCUAAAUGCCGCAUGGAUCGUGAGAUAAUGUUAUGAUAUGGGAAGGGCGGUUUUUGUUUUUAAAUAUUACCUUAGUGUUAAGAGUGAACUGGUCUUCGUCCCUCUGUUUCCCUCUUUUGACCGUACGAUACGCGCUGUUGUUUGUUGUCGUUCAGUAGCAGUAGCCUCACAUGCGCAGAGCGGUACGCAAAGAGAACGGCGCGCCAAACAGCACAGACGAUUAAUCCUCGCUGCUGAUAAUAGAAAGUAAGGCUGACGUCACCGACACAGUGAGAAGCUUCUCGAGCAUUAUCGUACUGAUGAUUGCGCGUUUUUAUUUAACUCCUUCGCCAACACAGCCCCCCCCCCCCCCGUAGGCGCAGCUUGAUCGCGUGUAAUGAUCGCACUGUCGUUUGAAGCAGUAGUUAGAUUGAAAGGAGGGAAGGAAGGGGCACGAAACAGAUGCACAAAAUUAACUCGUUUGAUUUUGGUUUUAAAAUUAAUACUAAGCAGAUCACUAUUACUGUACGUACAAGUAAACCCUGACGGCGCCCCGCGACACACGCGAUUCGCGAUUUUUCCCCCCUGGUUUCACAAGCCGAGGAGAAGUUUCUUUUUGUAUACAAAUAUCCCCUUCUUGUUUAUAUAUUACUGAAGGAAUAGGAAAGAAUCAGUGAAGGAGAGGAUGAGAGAGAGAGAGAGAGAGAGAAAGAGGGGGAGAAUGUAAUGGAGAAAUAUAUACCAAUUUAAGCAGAUUA